This is a messenger RNA of Eremomyces bilateralis CBS 781.70, 733 nucleotides long. RefSeq lists its product as uncharacterized. The transcript has 2 exons. The coding region runs from base 44 to 478 and encodes 144 amino acids. The record is from RefSeq and is a predicted model, not a curated record. Lineage: Eukaryota; Fungi; Ascomycota; Dothideomycetes; Eremomycetales; Eremomycetaceae.
GAAAUGCCAAUGCAUCAUUGGAUUUGGUCAGGUGUUUAAUAACAUGUGGGAUUGCCUGAACAAGACCCAGGCAUGCAAUACCACUGAGCUCAAUGCCUUCGAUUCAACAGUGCACAGCUACUGCGAGAAGAUACCCUUCCCCUCAGCUAUUCCCUCCUUUCCAAAUAUCACGGCCUCAAACGCAACAGAGGACCCCUCCCCGGGUACAACAGAAAGCAUCUCCAAACUAGCCUGGUUUGGUAUUGGAGUCGUGAUCGGCCUGGUCGGAACGGGUGCGGUCUUAGGCCCAUUGUUCUGGUGGCAGUCACGGCGGUGGAGAGGGGGAUUCCAGUAUAUCGAGAAGCUCAGAAGCGCAAAGUUGAGUCAUGGAUGUUAUCAGUAUCCACGGGUGGAGCUGCCCCAGUUGCCAGGGCAUGGGGUUCCUGGCGAGGCCAGUGGACGUGUGCUGAAAGGCAUUGGAAGCGGAGAAAAUACCUAGCCGGGUAUUCAUAAGGCAUGGAAGAUGUUUGCGAGGUUGGGAAUCGAUGACCUAUUUUCUCUCUUUGGAGUCCAUGGUGAUGGUGUGUCUGAUACCCCUCUUCUAGAUGGGGGGUAUUAAGGUGUUCGUUGGAUUCAGGUGCAGAUGAACCACUUGGUCUUCACGAAGGGAUGGACCUUGCCAAACCAAAUCCUAGAUGUAUCCCAGAAAAUGAAUUUCCAUCUAUUCAGAUGGAAAACAUUGAAUAUUAUCUAU